Messenger RNA from Sander lucioperca (pikeperch), 1755 nucleotides. It is a transcript of the gene bbln, whose product is annotated as chromosome 1 C9orf16 homolog. Lineage: Eukaryota; Metazoa; Chordata; Actinopteri; Perciformes; Percidae. Bases 302 to 619 code for a protein of 105 amino acids. The transcript has 2 exons. The record is from RefSeq and is a predicted model, not a curated record.
AAAUGUCAAGCUAGCCAACUCGCCUCGUCGGAGGCUUCCUCCUGGAAUCUGUGUAUAUUUAAUCAAACUGUCUGACGAUAACGUUAACGUUGCCAACCGCCAAUAAAAAUCCGAAGAAGAUAACGUUAAAUUAGACAUUUAACGGUGAACUUGUUCGUUCAUUCAUUUUGCUGAAUUUGAACUGUUUCUCCUUAGUUUGCUAAUGCUAAUUACCUGGCAACCCAGCUAGCUAGCUUAACAGCAUACAGUUACGACUGCUAACUAUUUUAAAGUAAUAAACGUGAAGAUUUAAAGUUAAAUAAUGUCUGGACCAAAUGGAGAUCCAAACAUCCCAAUUGACGAUGGUAUUAUCAACGACGAAGAUGAAUUCGAGGACGAAGAGUAUGAAGCCAUCAACUCCAUGCUAGAUCAGAUCAACACCUAUCUUGAUGACCUGGAAGAUCGGAAUGAUUCACUUAAUGGCAAACUGCACGAACUUCUGGAGUCAAACCGGCAAGCCCGGCUGGAGUUCAGGGCCCAACUGCUGGGUUCCCAGAGCCAGGAGGAACAUUGUCCUGCAGACGGGGACUCCUCAACCAGCAAAGAAUACUUGAACAAGGACAAUGGAGAUAGCAAAUGAGUGAUGAGGAGGGGGGUUGAGUUCAGCAAAAUACAGGGAUGGAAAUAUUUAUGAAAGUUGACUCAACUCCUUACCUCCGUCUGUUGAACUAAUGACCCUUGAUCUGUGUCGCCCAUCAAUUUCUUCCGUGAAUUUUUCUCCUCUACCACUGAACUCAAUCUAGUUUUUCCUCUUUUUGAACUGUGAUGUGCUGAUGUUUGUUUCCUGAGCAGAUUGGAGUUUAUUGCCAGUCACCUGGGACUAUUGCAGUAAAAUCUAAGUCACAUGUGUUGACAUUUAAAAAGCAAUGUCCCCCUUUAUUGUUAAGGUCCAAGUGGGACAUCAGAACAAAUUCUAAAGCCAGGAUAAAAGAAGACAUUUUAAAAAAAGCAGAUGCACAUGACAAUGACCAGUAUAACAUGCUGAUAUCUAUGGUAACCCAUCCUGUCAAACACAUUACUGCAGACUCUCCCAUGAUCUUCAGUAUGUCCUCAUGGCCCAUAGGGGCAUAGUCAAACUUCUGUGUAGUGUUUUGAAAUUGAGAUUUGUAAUAGCUUUUGUGUCUGUUCCUGUUUGUUUUAUCCCAAAAAGUAAAUGUGCAACACUACAGAUGUCUACCAGUGUAUUAAUGUUUGAUCUGCAGCAUGACUGUAUAACUGUCAAUCUGCUGUCCUGUUCAUUAUCAUUAAUCUGUUUAGGAUAAGUGAGCUGAUAAGUGUUUGUGUGUGUUAAGUGUUAGCCAAAAAGUCAAAAUGAAGUCAACAAAGUUUGGGAAUUGUCAAGACAUUUUAAUAUAAAUUAAAAUGACAGAAAACAAAAAUCCAAAAAUACAUAAAACUUCCAGCAGUUAGAAAACAUCUGUUUGUUCACCUUCAUUUAGUCAGUAGCUAAAUAAAAAUAAAAUAACAGCUUUUUUUGAAAUUAUCCUUUACACUUCCUUUUAUCUCCUGCUCCCUUCUGUUCUCAAAGCAGUUUCGUGUCUCGUUCCUUCAGAUAGAACAUGAUGCCGUGUUAUCAUGUGACAGCCGCCACCAUAACUACAAGAGUUGCUACAUGCGUCAGCCAACCACUUUUGUGGUUUAAAAUAUCCUUUUCUAAUACAUAGGAUGAAAUGUUUCCAGAACACACUAAUUAUGAAGCCUCAUGACUGCUGAAAU